Molecule: messenger RNA, 1337 nt
Organism: Orussus abietinus
Lineage: Eukaryota; Metazoa; Arthropoda; Insecta; Hymenoptera; Orussidae
Gene: eIF1
Product: eukaryotic translation initiation factor eIF1
Exons: 3
Coding region: 155-487 (110 amino acids)
Biological process (GO): translational initiation
Cellular component (GO): eukaryotic 43S preinitiation complex
Molecular function (GO): RNA binding; translation initiation factor activity; ribosomal small subunit binding
Source: RefSeq, a predicted model, not a curated record
UACUUCCGGCUAAGCUCGGCCUCCGCGUAAGGUUUUUCGAGUUUACCAGUAUCAUCGCGUAGUGCUUCUGUUAUCCCACGUCAUCCGUCACUUCCCCGAGCAAUAAUUGCAAUUUGCAGUCGUCUAACUACGAGGGAUAUAUUUUGUUUGUCGUAUGUCCAUCCAGAAUCUCAACACAUUCGACCCCUUUGCAGAUGCAAUCAAGGGUUCCGACGAUGAUGUCCAAGACGGACUCGUGCACAUAAGGAUCCAACAGCGGAAUGGUCGUAAGACCUUAACCACGGUACAGGGGCUCUCGUCUGAAUAUGACUUGAAGAAAAUUGUACGAACAUGUAAAAAGGAGUUUGCAUGCAAUGGGACAGUAAUCGACCACCCGGAGUACGGGGAGGUGCUGCAGCUGCAGGGGGACCAGCGAGAGAAUAUAUGCCAGUGGUUAACCAAGUCGGGUCUGGCAAAGCCUGACCAGCUGAAGGUCCACGGUUUCUAAUCAACAAACACCACCACUCAUGCCACUUCCUAAGGCAACUCCACUGUCACCGACACCCCGCCAUCUGAAAUUAUCUGCACCAGUCACUACUACUCGUCGACACUUCGUGGGACACCCCAUUAUAUAUGCAUAUAUAUUUCAAUAAAAAAGAAAAAGGGAAAAAAGAAACAGGAUAUAUAUUACAGUACCGCGUAGGCACAAUAUUCUAAUCGGACGUUUUUUGUAAGACCGUACAGGAAGAGCAAUACUUUGCAGCCUUAUGUUAGGCGAUCCACAGAACGCUGUCAAGCCCGAGGCAAUAGUCGAUGGUAGUGGUCUGAGAGAGUGGCAGGUUAACGAGAGAUAGAAGCGAUACAAGCAAGUAACAGCAGAUGGCUCCCUUCGGAAGCAGAUAAUAUGUAUCUGGGAGCGAUAGAUGUAUUCAGAGAGGACGAACUAGCAACCUCCUAGGUCUCCGAGUGGUUUCGCACUGUAACUAUCCGAAUGCUUUCUCUCUCUUUUAACCCAAGUAUACAGUAGGAACAACAAACUUUGGUUUGAGCUCUGCUAUGUCAGUUUGUCUGGCUUCCUUCUUCUUUUAUUUUUUUUUAAAUCCGAUUUAUCUCCGUGCUCUUUUCUCCCUUUAUCAACUUUUGUGCCUUUGAUUCCACAGACACAGCACACAUAACACACACACGCCAAUUGUAUUAUUUAUUAAAAGUGUAACGUUUUAAUGUACUGGCGCUCGAUGGGGGGGGAGGGAAGAGGAACUUUUCGUUAUUUCUCUCCUUAACGCAGUAUUGAGACAAUUGAAUUAUUUGCAAUUGAAAAAUGUGACUGUUCUAGAUAAAUAAACGGUGAUCCGACAGUU